AAGCUACCGAACGAGCAGCAACAGCCUGCGGCUAUCUCCGUCGGGGUGGGGGGGGAGUGCAUUAACGGUGCAAAAGUUUCGAAACACGGGUUCUUGGUGCCGAAUAGAGACAAGAGCGACGCUGAGUGAAUCCUGAGACGGCUGCCGGGACCAUGACUGACAGCUGCCGUUCGUAGCAGCGAGAUAUUUGCGUUAUUUGACGCUUCAAAUGUGCGGAAAGUCGCCCGCACUCACGUCGUCGCUGAACAAGAUGGACGCAGCGGCAGCAACGCCGUCGUUGCAGAAUCUGACCGCGGGGCCGUUCCCCGUCGCUAGCCUGUCCCCCGAAGCUCGGAGUGCUGCGAUUAAUGGCUACCACUGAAGGUAUGGCCUCACAAAUCUUGGUCUACCCAGCUCACCUGCACUCAGCUCCAAGAAGUGCCUUAGGAACCAGCAGACAAAAAGAAGAAGCUUGCGGCGGGCACGACAGAGCAUUUCAGCACCGGCCAACAGCCAAGACCUACGUGAUCGGCGUCAACUACGGUAUCGCCUACCCGAACAACGUGAUCCCGUCUUUAGCCGCUCCCAAUCCAGGUCCACAGCGGGGGCUAGAGAGGGUGGAGCACGCAUUGCAGGGCGCGGUAGUACGAAGAGAGGAGUGCGGGGAGAUCCAGAGUGGAGGCCCACAGGAAGUGAGGCUUCACAGUGACAACAGUGGAACGCCUUCGGGGGGACACUUGCCCCACGGGCUACUGAGGCAGGCCUGCAUCCAGGUGGAGGAGGAAAAAGGGGAGAGCGGAAACAGAGGAGAGGAAGCAAGAGGGGGAUACGUCAGCCUUCUAGGAUCAGGUGCCCUCCAGAGAUGUGAGGAGAAGCCAGGCGACGGUGGCGAGCGUCCGCAGCAGAACAGCCGCUUAGGAACCAUGCAGAUAGUGGAGGAGGUAUCUGCUCUACCGUCACUUCCUCCCCCUGUGGCCAUGUUGCACGCCAGCGCAGGGAACCACGCAGAGACCAUCCGAGUCGGCUGCGGAGGGGAGCUGUCCAUUCAGCACGGCCGGGCCGAGGCAGCGACCAGCAUGGGAGCCGGUGCCGAGGGAACCGAAAUCCGGUCCAGCGGCAGCGCCCUUACCGCAGCGGCCGCCACGCUGACCAGGACCGGAUCGCUAGACGGCGACUAUCAACUCGUCCAGCACGAGGUUCUGUGCUCGCUGAAGAACAGCUACGAGGUUUUGGAGUUCCUGGGCCGUGGAACCUUUGGACAGGUGGUGAAAUGCUGGAAGAGGGGCACGAGUGAAGUAGUGGCUGUCAAGAUACUGAAGAAUCACCCGUCGUAUGCACGCCAGGGGCAGAUAGAGGUGGAGAUCUUGGCCUGUUUGAGCAGCGAAAAUGCAGACGAGCACAACGUGGUGCGCGCCUUAGAGUGCUUUCAGCACCGGAGUCACACCUGCCUGGUGUUUGAGAUGCUGGAGCAGAACCUUUACGACUUCCUAAAACAGAACAAGUUCAGUCCGCUGCCGCUCAAAAUCAUCCGGCCCAUCCUGCAGCAGGUUGCCACAGCCUUAAAGAAGCUCAAGUCUCUGGGUUUGAUCCACGCCGACCUGAAGCCAGAGAACAUCAUGCUGGUGGACCCCUCCAGGCAGCCCUACAGAGUCAAGGUGAUCGACUUUGGCUCGGCCAGCCAUGUCUCCAAGGCCGUCUGCUCCACUUACCUGCAGUCCAGAUACUACAGGGCUCCGGAGAUCAUUUUGGGCCUGCCGUUCAGCGAAGCCAUAGACAUGUGGUCCCUGGGCUGUGUGAUAGCCGAGCUCUUCUUGGGCUGGCCCCUUUACCCUGGAGCACUAGAAUACGACCAGAUCCGGUACAUCUCCCAGACUCAGGGCGUGCCGGCCGAGCAGCUGCUCAACAAGGGCACAAAGACCUCUCGCUUCUUCUGCAAAGAGUCCAACUCUCCCUAUGCCUCCUGGAGACUAAAAACAACAGAGGAGCACGAGAAGGAGACGGGCCUGAAAUCUAAAGAGGCCAGAAAGUACAUCUUCAGCUGCCUGGACGACAUCGCACACGUGAACGUGGUGCUGAGCCCCGACGGCAGCGCCAUGCAGGCGGAAAAGUCGGACAGGAGAGAGUUUGUGUCCCUGCUGAGGAGCAUGCUGCUGAUCAACGCUGAGGACCGGACCGUUCCUGCCAGCGUACUCAGCCACCCCUUCCUCACCAUGACCCACCUGCUAGACUACCCACACAGCCACCACGUGCAGUCGGCGUUCCGCAUCAUGGACAUGUGCCACAGUCGGCCCGCCAACACAGUGUUUGACGCUCUUAAUGAGAACACCAUUCACUUCUCAAGCCCCCCUAUGGCCCCCCCCGCCGCCUCCUCUGGCCUCCCUUUAGGCUACGGCAGCAUACCAGUCCGCACUCAGGCUAUAAACCAGUCGGGUCCCUCUAUGUUGCAUCCUGAGAUGGCUCUAGCAGCUGGAAACAGUCAGUUUGGUUGCACUGACGCCUUCCCACCUGGCCUUCUUCUUUGUCCUCCCCCCAUGCAAGGUAAUCUUAACCAACCAGCAGCGUAUUCUGUCCCCAUGGUAACUCAGGCUCCUCCCAUGCAGCCCUUGCCAGUGAGACCUGGAGUCAUUGCUCAGCAGGCCUGGUCAAGCCGGGGGCAGCAGUUCCUCGUCCCAGCAGCCUGGCAACAGAUGGCUCAAGUGGGUCCUCCUCCCUCUCACCCCCCUCCACAACCCCCGUCCUCCCUAACCAACGAUAUCGCAGCCGGCCCACAAAGAGUCAACGACUGGGGCAACCACUACACAUCAGUCAUGCACCAGCCUCUACUGACCAAUCAUAUGCCUGCGCAUCAGCCGAUCAACAUCGGCAUAGCUCAUGUUGUUUGGCCCCAGCCGGCCAAUAAAAGGAACAGACACGGCUACAACAGGAACCUGUCAACCCACAGCAGCAUCCACGCUCCGCCCAAGAUGGCCAACACGGUUGGACAGGCGGUGGCACGUAGGGAGCAGCCUCGGAGGGAGGAGCCCGCAGCCGGAAUCGGGCUGCCGGGAGUUCCUAACCGGGAUGCGGAGGUAAACCAUGUGCAACAGGAAGCGAGCUGCUUCAAAGAGGCGCCGCCAAAGGCCAACGACCAGCUGGACCCGUCCGGUGGGCAGCAGCGUGAAGUGGCGGUCCUGAUGGGCGACACGCCGAGCCCCACCACCAGUGUGAUCAGCAUCCGCAGUGAACUGACCGACGAAGAGGACGACGACCCCCCGAGGUGCCGUCUUAGUGGGUGCAAAGAGGAGUGUGUGUGCGAGGCCUGCAGACACACCAGUGUGUCCAUGGAGAGAGUGUGUUCCCUCAGUAGCCCCGACAGCAGCCUCAGCACCAGCUCCUUCGCCUCCAACUCGCUCCAGUCCAGCCCCUCCCUCUCGCCGUGCAAGAGACCAAACAGCAUGUCAGAGGACGACGGCCACGAGAGCGGCUGCGACACCGUGGAAGGCUCCCCCGGGUCUGCCGUGUCAACCUCGCCACGCGGCCACAGCCCCUACCGUUACCUUGACAGCAACCGCAACAACCGCCCGACCCUAGCUGCCAUGGUGGCUCCGCCGCCCUGCCAUGCAGCGCGGGGCUGCAGCCCUCGUGGCGCCAGGACCAUGGUGGUGCCCCCGAUGAGAAUGCAGAACAACAAUGGUCACGGGACAGCAGAGUGUUUCCAGAGGACAGAGUCCUGGUCCCGGUCCAAAGGGCGCUGCAGUCUCGUAGGACAACAGAGCAAUCCCUCCUCCUUCCCCUUCCUGUCCCGGCAGCAGCAACAACAACAGCAGCAGCAGCCCCCCCCUAUGGGCUUUGGACAGGUGCAGCUGUACGGUUCCAACCACGGCGCCAAAGAGUGGAACGUCAACUAUGGGUCUCUGCGCCCUCACGCGUACAUCCCCCCCACGGUCCACACGCACAGCUUCACCCACCUGUCACACAGCAGCCCCACGCACACCUCGGCCCCGGCGCACGCCCUGCUGCAGUACCCCCCCGGCGCCACACUCGCCGCUCACCACCCACACCCCAUCCUGCCCUCCCGCCCGCCUCCCCCUGCUCUCCUCCAGCACAGCUACGGCCUCUCCCAUCCCCAGGGAGGCGCCAUAGUGCACCAGGUCACCCUGGGCAUCAGCGCCCACCACCACCACCACCACCCAGCUCCACCCCUGCACAGGCUCCUCCCAUCCCCGUCUGUCCACCCGCACCACCAAUCUGGCUACGGGCACCACCCCCCCUUCCAACACCCGUACAUGGCCUCCCCGGUGGCAUACACUGGCUUCCCCCUGAGCCCCACCAAGCCCAGCCACCACCCGCAGUUCUCCUACAUCUGAGGAGCAGGACGGGCCCGCAGCGGUACCUUCUGGUGAGGAAGGCCAACUGCAAAUGGACUGGUGCUGCGACCUGGGCGGGCAGAGCCGGCAGCAGACACUUAAGAUGACGGACACGAGGGACAGUGAAAUCCCCCCCCCCCCCCCCCCCCCCCCCCGGAAAUAACCAGAGAUUGUGAGAGAGUCAACAAAAGACAUUUUAUGUUUAAUGGUCGGGUUUUUCGAGGACGGAUCAAUUGAGAUUGAAAAAAAAUCAUGCUAGGACAAAGUGGCGUUUUGAUUUUGAAAAGCUGAAGCUGUACGAGAGGGCGGAUGACUUCACUGCAAAGAGGAUGUUUUUAUGUGGAGCAUGUCCUUCAGAGGGCACCAUCUAAUUACAAGGCAGCGAGCUUGCUUGCCGUUGCGGUCCCCUUUUUAUCGAUGUUGCCUUGUAGCAUUUGUGCUGAUCUGAUCUGUGUGUUAAGCCAUCCUGGUGUGUAUUAAUCAGGAUGGAACGCUGCCGUCGCCCUAGUGCCUUAAAAAAUAAAAAUCAGUCUGUGACGUUACGUCAGGACGUAAUAGAUUGUACAUUUUAAACAAAACAAAAAAAGCGAUGGGCUUGCAGCACUUAAGCCUCAGACUGUGGAGGCGACGGGUUCUUUAGAUGAGUAACGCUUGCGGCUAUGCUUUCACGUAGACUUCAGUUUGCUUUCUAACUUGGAGGACGGGCUUCAGCUAGAGGGUGCAGAUCUACGGCUUCGACUGAAUGAGCUUUUCAUGUACAUAAAAGAGUGAUCUGAUAUUUUGGUAAUCGAUUUCUAUUCACUAUAGUACUUAAAUUCAUAACAGUAUUCACUGUUUACUGUAACUGCAAUACAAUCUAGAUGGCCUCUGGGUUGCCGUGUAUUUUAAAAUAUGUCUUAGCAUUUAGGCUAGACUUGCGUCAGCGUAUUUUGGGGAGGCGCAGACGUAAACGCAAUGUUUUCUUUUAAAUGCUUCUCAGUGUUUGAGAUAACCGUAUCAUUCGAGGUGUUGUCAGAAACUGAGUUUCAGUGUGGAAACGAACCUUCUUGUCCAUGUAUUGAAGUCACUUUUGAUACAUUCCUUCCGCGCGCGCGCGCGUGCGUGCGUGCGUGCGUGCGUGCGUGCGUGCGUGCGUGUGUGUGAUUUCCAGUGGGUUUCAGUAGAGCUGCGCCUUUACCAUCAGCUGGUAUUUGUUUUGUUUUUCCUCAAAUCGGCACCAAAGACAGUUCGUAAUCAUUUCUGAAACACGGUUGAGGCUAUUUCUACUUGCACCUCUAGCGUACUGUUGCAGUUGGUGACAUUGGAGAAUAUUGUGAGAUCUAUUUAAUAAAAUUAGAGGUUGAGGUUUUAUUUUUCUGAGCUUUUGGCAAAUUGUAUUUGGAAUGUAUAGGUAAUACGCUGCUAUGUACUGAUUAUCUGCCACUUGGUAGCUGUGAAUUUAGAGAAGAAAACUCAUCCUAGCCUGCCUGUUAUUCUUUUAUAUUGUAGUACCAGAUACAAUAGAAGUGUUUUUUUCUUAUAGUAUAUUCAAUGCUAUUCUUAUAUGCUAGUGCCUCCGUAUUUUGGCUGUGUUUUUUGAAGUGUAAACUGCUGUAAUGGAAGUUAUGAGUUUAUUUUUUAUUGCUUUCUGUGUAUUUGUGUGUGUGUGUGCGUGUGUGUGUGUGUGUGGGUGGAUUUAGCAUAGGCUUCUGGAUUCUCUAACUGGUGUCUCAUGUUAUUGCACAAUUUGCAGCUCUUUGUACUGCACAACUAGUGCCUUUCUGCUAACAAGCGGCCAGCAGAUGACAUCCACUCGUGGGGAAACUAGUUCCUCAAGGGGAUCAGCUCCUGUUCAUGUCACCAAAACUCCAAAGUUGUUAAGUCUCACAAACAAACACUUUGUUUUUAAACAGAAUCCUAAGAAAAUACAAAUCAGGGAAGGUAUCUUGUUCUCAUUGAAACCUUUGCAUAGUUCUGGGGCUAAAAAACAAAGGAAAUCAAUCUGGCUGCCAACAUACACAAAUGUAAAGCUUUAUUCUCACACAGUGAAUGUGUUUGUUGGUUAAUGAGUUACUUGUUGCGUUUGCGAUGGCUACACAGCUGCUUCCUCUGGCACUCUUGUAUGCAGCUAUUACCACAGGUAGAUACCAUUGUGUUUCUGAAGGCUUAAUGCCCCGGUGCCACUCAAAGGUUUAGCUCCAAAGCUCUCCUCUGCUACAAUUUCGGACAUGAAACUUGUGUUUAUCAAUGAGAUCAAAAGCUCUCUGCUUCUGUGAAAUGACAACAACAAAAAACGAAGCAAUAUGUCGUAAUUGAUGAAGAAUUUGUCGUCUUCGAAAAAAAAAGGAUCUUGUAAAACGACCAAAACAAGAGCGGUUUCUGGAGCUAUUUAUUUUUGUUCACUGUUGUACUCUUCUUAAUGUAUUACAUUUUAAUGGUUUUGCAUUGUUGCUUAAGCAAUGGGUGUGUGUUGUGAACUUGUCUGAUGUGCUGCUGUUUUGUCGACACGCGUUGUUGUGCUUGCAGAACGCCUCCAAUCACAACUGAUUGCUGAUGCAUUUCAUCUCGUUGUUUUGUUUUUAUUUUCAUUUUAACCAUGUGGUGUGCAGCAUUUCUGUAGUUCUCAGACGCCUGUGUUCUCUCGGCCCUGGCCCCACCCCCCCUCUUGCUUAAGGCUGAUUAUGAUGGGUGGUUUCUUUGCCAGUUGCAUUGUGCUCUCGGGUCUAAGUGUCUAGCAGCCAAUAGAGCAGCCCGUUGGACCAUUUUGAAUACUUCCAAAACUUCACUUGGGUAUUUUUGGGUAGAUAUGGUAUUAAUGCGAGGCUGAGGAAGAACGAAAUCUCGACUCCUAAGGUUGAUUUAUUUUUGGUUCUUUUGUACCACAACAAUCUAAUUAUGGGGGUGAUAAUUAUUGUAUUUUGACACCUAUAUGUAAACACAAUUGCUAAAUUAAAAACUGUUACUGUUCUAAGUAUGCCUAGAUCUGUCUGGCUUUAUGAUUUAAAUUGGUUGAUUUUUAAUUCUGUAUUCUUAAAUGCUUCUUUAGUUUAACCUGUAGCAAACUGCACUGUGCAAUAUACAAAAAAUGAGGACUGGGGAAAAUGAUUUGUUUGGAUGUGAUAAUGUGUGUCUUAUUAGUUGGUGGUCACCCCCCUCUUCUAGUUCUCAGUAAGUCUCAGUGUGACCAAGCCUUAUUUACCAUGUCACAAAAAGCGGGUUUCUUCUUGGUGACUCUUAUUGGUGAGUGUCAAAUUGAUGGUGUACUAUGUCAAGAUUCACUUUGAAUUAAAAAAAGAAAUCUUA
Messenger RNA from Pungitius pungitius (ninespine stickleback), 7607 nucleotides. RefSeq names its product homeodomain interacting protein kinase 3a (gene hipk3a). The transcript has 18 exons. NCBI's taxonomy places the organism in Eukaryota, Metazoa, Chordata, Actinopteri, Perciformes, Gasterosteidae. The record is from RefSeq and is a predicted model, not a curated record. The coding region runs from base 348 to 4325 and encodes 1325 amino acids. Gene Ontology annotation, cellular component: nucleus; cytoplasm; PML body. Gene Ontology annotation, molecular function: protein tyrosine kinase activity; protein serine/threonine kinase activity; ATP binding. Gene Ontology annotation, biological process: peptidyl-serine phosphorylation; peptidyl-threonine phosphorylation.